AUGUCCGACGACUUGUGGCUUUCUUUGGUUUCUGCAAUUAGUCCCUCCGUCGACGCUAUGCCGGCUGUUCUCCAAUCCACGAUCCACCUGCUCGAAUCCGAGCUGGUUAAGGCGCGCGCUGCCCUCCAAGAAAUUCAACCCCAUACGCCGCUCUUGCGAAUUGGCGAUGAGGUCGCCGUCGGCGCGAUGGCCGCCUACCGUCAGAACCUGAUCGGCCGCGCCCCCGACUUCUACGGCUCUCGUCGCUUGACCGCGAAGGAACUGGGCCUGGAACCCAUUCGUCAGGAGUGCUACCAGCAGCCCGUGCCAGAGCCCAUUCCCGAGCCUGCGCCCAUAGCCGCACCCGCACGACGGACACCACUCGAAGAGAUGCUCACCAAUAGCUUGAUCCUCGACCAUAUGGCCCCUUAUCUUUCCAUUCCCUCCUUGGUCGCGUUAGCUUCCACAUCGCGCUUGCUCUAUAACAUGAUCACCACAACCCCAUAUGUAUUCCGCCACGUCGAUCUGACCCGGUGCGCAGGCGCCCAGCUGCCGAAGAAACGGUCCAAGGAAGACGAUCUGCGAACCGAAGAUGAAAUUUACUCUGCUCCCGUUCGACGGAUCUUUUCGAGCCUGGAAAAGCGAUGCAUUCUACAAGAUGUGCGCACGUUGGUACUGGAUGGCCUGUCCGUUCCCGCCGACUUGGUCGCCGAUAUCAUCCUGUCGGACCGAUUCAAUGUCAACAUUCUAUCUAUUCGCGAGUGCAAGCACCUCAACGAGCGUAAACUGAUGCAGGUCAUUCAACACGCCGUGCGACCCACCCGCCCCAAGGGGACCCCAAAAAUCAAAGGCAUCUAUCACUUCUCGCCCAUUCAAGCUCCUUCCCGAGCUGCCGUGCGGCGACGCUAUCGCGACUGGUGGGGCUCUCGACUGGGUACGCAGUCUCGAAGCCUGAGCCAGAGCUCCUCUGCCAGCUCCUCUGAUAACGAAGACGAGGGACCGACUGUUUCAUCCAGACGUCAGCAAAAUGAAUGGUAUCGCCCAUCGGGCAAGCUUGUGAAACAUAGUGUGGAAGAGGGUUGGGCGCAAACUCUACAGAAGUGCGAAGGUAUCAUAGCCUUUGACGCUGUGCUGUGCCGUGGGCCACGGCACGAUAUUAACCUAUAUUCCGCCAACGAGAAUCAUCCUGCUCCAGAGGCUUCUUUCCUGGGCCCUGCCGUGGCUACUGUAGCCCUCGGACCCCGUGGCUGUGAUGGAUGUCACAGUUCCCCCGAAGGCCCAGCCAUCUGGGGCCAGUCUGCAGACGUGGAGUUCCCCUUGCUCGGACCCGUGCCUCUGCACGUAUCGAACACUGUGGCGGCCAAGCGCCCCGAGUUGAUUCCAGGAAAACACCCGGUUUUGAUUGCCCGAUGCACGGACUGCCUGACUGAUCGCUGGUGCCACCGGUGCAACAAGUGGUUCUGCGACAACUGUCUACCGAACCCACAGCAUGUGCAGGUCAAUUUAUCUCCGCAUCAGACCGCUGUCCGUCCGCCUCAGAGCCAACUCCAUGAUGCGAUACCCAAUGAUCGAGAGGCGCUUGAACGAGGGGUCAGCAAAGACUGCUGGGAGUGUGGCCCAACUGUAAAUGACCCUAGCUUUGAUAUCCAAUAA
Messenger RNA from Penicillium macrosclerotiorum, 1632 nucleotides. RefSeq lists its product as uncharacterized. Lineage: Eukaryota; Fungi; Ascomycota; Eurotiomycetes; Eurotiales; Aspergillaceae. Bases 1 to 1632 code for a protein of 543 amino acids. The transcript is spliced from 2 exons. The record is from RefSeq and is a predicted model, not a curated record.